AUUACCUGGUCAAUCACGUGCCAGGAGAUCAUCGUUAUGACCACUUAAAACAGAAGUCCACGGCCAGAAUCUGGUGCAUACCCGGAUAAACCGUCGACGCUAACGUACCGUGGGAAGCGCGUACAGUUAACAUCGCAACAUGGAUGACCUAACCAAGGACCAAAUAGCCCUUCUAAAGAAAGCUUUCGAUGCUUUCGAUCACGAGAAAAAGGGCUGCAUCGGUACUGAUAUGGUGGGCACGAUAUUGACCAUGUUGGGUUACGAACUCAGUGAAAAUACGUUGCACGAAAUCAUCAAGGAAGUAGAUGAAGAUGGCUCUGGAGAACUCGAGUUCGAAGAGUUUUGCACCUUGGCCGCUAGAUUCUUAGUGGAAGAGGACACGGAAGCAAUGCAGCAGGAAUUACGCGAGGCAUUCCGAUUGUAUGACAAAGAGGGCAACGGCUAUAUAACCACCGACGUGUUUCGCGACAUUCUUCACGAACUCGAUGACAAACUUUCGCCGGAGGAGCUUGACCUAAUGAUCGAGGAAAUCGACGCCGAUGGUUCAGGGACCCUCGACUUUGACGAGUUUAUGGAAGUCAUGACGGGCGGCGACGACUAAGACGAGCUAGGCUGGUAAUGAAGAUGGGCACUCCAAGGCCGGGAUUUGCCUUGCAAUUGGCAAGACCCGCGCGAGUGUGCGUUUCUUCCUCAUCACCCCAACGCACGCUUCUGCAAACUACUAAACUACGGCCGAGCGGAAAAUUGGACGUUUACGAUCAUCCGUGGUAUCGUUGGUGGAUGGCCAGAGGCUUUCAUCAUCUAAGACGAAGACCGCCGAAGGCUUCCAGACUCUUUCGAUCAGCGCGAGAAGCAGUGAAAAUGGAAUCGCCUUCGGAACACCUUGAUAAAUCGGAACAGCGCCCGGCGCGAAUAAAGUGGCGGCGAUGCAAAUUUCAUCGUCGUGGCGAAACGAGCACGCGGGCAAAGCUCCGGCGCAAUUAUCCCUAAUCGCUGAUUACGUUCGCGUGGAAAGUUAUAAUUUUCUCAUCGCACAGGUAUCACCGGGAUUUCGUUUCGUAAGUUUACGCGUGAAAGUAUCGAGGGGCUCGGUAAUUACAUAAAUCGUACGCGAUGAAUUAUUAAGUAUCUCGUGUGUGCAGAUACCGCGUGCUCUUUUACGCACGUGAACGCCGCGCGCCUGGGCGAUAUCGCCCCGUGCGCAAAGUAGCGCACUACGUCCAAGUGCGCAAGGCGCUUUCUUCGUGCGGUCGAUCGCGUCGCUAUGACAGAUCCUGUGUUUUCCUACUAAAAAAGAGAGAUUAAAAUCGACAAACUGCGGUGUAUUGCCAGCGCGAGACUACCGUUCGGUGAUUCCAACACUCCCUGGAUUGCUUCUACUACGUUAACAAAUUUCCACUUGAAAAUUAAUCAUUAUAAGCAAUUCUUUGUGCCUUGACUUUACAUGUUAUUUGAAAUAUAUACAAGUGUCAUUUUUAUAAAAGAAAAGAAGACAUUUUUAUCCAUGAUCCUCUGAAGUGUAACGAGACGCGUGCAACGGGAAAGGGAAAGGGAAUAAUAUAGUGAUAAGUGGAAAUAGAUUCACGCGGCUGAAGCAAAUUAGAAAAACCACAGGUAUUCAGAACGUUUACCAGCUGUCCGACCAGUGGCAUUUCCGUCCUGAGAUUGAACCACGUAAUACUAACUACAGUAAUAAACGUCGCGGCGCGUGCAACCACGCUGUGCGAAUUCUUGCCAAAUCGGGUAUCUGAAAUGUCUCAGUCGCGAAAUUAUACCGCGAUUCUCACGUCGCGCACUAAUCUGUUUCGCACGAAAACAGUCGGCCCGAUAAUCCCGCUUAUUAUACACAGAAAUUUCUUUCUAGCGCAGAGAACAAUUAUUUCGGAGUCGGAGUCAAUGAAACCUGAAGUGUCGCAACUUCGUGUCCCGAUGACCCCCAAUGCGCUUCGAGAAGAGACGGAAAAGAGAUUAUACGAACACGGAGAUUAUUUAGUUCCAACGCGUAAUCAACUUGACGCCAUGAAAAUGUAGUUUACGGAAGAAAUAGGAGGAACGCCUUAACUGCAUAUGCUUACAUAUCGAGAAAGUACGCGAUCUCAUUACUAACUGCAUUAAGUUAAAAUAUUAAUAAGUUGAUCAAUCUGUGUUCACUAUCGAUCUAAAUAUUUUUUAAUGUUCCCAUAUCCCAUUUAAUAUGUACGUGAAAGAUCUGUGGUUUUAAUAAUACAAAAAUUUUGAAAACAAUUUAAUAUAACGUUUAUCAUUAGUAGUUCAAUAUGCUAAGAUCUUUUUAAUACCAAAAAGAUCUGUGUAGAUUUCAAUAUAAAAACGCAAAUUGCGACAUUUAUUACAUCAUAUGUGCAAGUUGCAUUCUAUCUUCAAAAUUUCAAAAUAAAACAACCUAGAAAAAAGAUAUUUCUCCUACAAACUGCAUUUUCACGCACGCUUCUAGGCUCAUCACCACAGAGACAAAGUUAAAUUGAACAACGUAAUAGCCUCGCGUACUGAUUAAAAUCUGUACGUGAAAUAUCGUGCAGCUGUAGCAAGCGUUGACUUUUGUUGACAAAAUAACAAAAAUCGAAAAUCUGCGAGUUUAUGUUCCGAGGUGAACCGUGAUUUCUACUUCCGCACCGAUUAUCUGAGAUAUUUUGGUAAACUACAUAUCACUACGUAAUACACACGUUCGUGAUAAUUUCGUAAUAAUUUAUACGAAAGAAAAGUUCUCCUUUCACUACUUCGGCUCGAUCAACCGAUGUCUACAAAAUUUCCUUCGCAUUUAAGAUCAUGUAUUACUUGGGCGAUUAAAUAACAAUAAUGACUCGAGAUCUCGUUAUUGAAAGUCAGAAGCCGAUAGACAGAAAAUGGCAUAUUAUUUGCUUCGGUAGUGUGCAGUAGCGCGCCGCUAUUACGAAAUAUGCCUGUUCCUUUUUUAUUUUUAUUGACAAUAAACACGCUGAACUUUUAGUGAGUGAAUUACGUCACUCCAAAACGGUCAGCGUAUAAUAACCGUGCGUAUAACAAUCCUGCGGUGGCGAAUAUCGCGCUCAACGCG
Messenger RNA from Harpegnathos saltator (Jerdon's jumping ant), 3052 nucleotides. RefSeq names its product troponin C. The coding region runs from base 140 to 601 and encodes 153 amino acids. Lineage: Eukaryota; Metazoa; Arthropoda; Insecta; Hymenoptera; Formicidae. Gene Ontology annotation, cellular component: myosin II complex. The record is from RefSeq and is a predicted model, not a curated record. The transcript has 5 exons. Gene Ontology annotation, molecular function: calcium ion binding.